This is a messenger RNA of Acipenser ruthenus (sterlet), 3471 nucleotides long. Its product is annotated as high-affinity choline transporter 1-like. Gene Ontology annotation, biological process: transmembrane transport; synaptic transmission, cholinergic; acetylcholine biosynthetic process. The transcript is spliced from 9 exons. NCBI's taxonomy places the organism in Eukaryota, Metazoa, Chordata, Actinopteri, Acipenseriformes, Acipenseridae. Gene Ontology annotation, molecular function: choline:sodium symporter activity. Gene Ontology annotation, cellular component: axon; perikaryon; synapse. The record is from RefSeq and is a predicted model, not a curated record. Bases 272 to 2041 code for a protein of 589 amino acids.
UUCAUAAAGCAGUCUCCAUUCACAUCUCUCUGACGUCCAUAUGCCCCUGACCAGUGACGAAAGCGGGUCCUUUAAAAGGCAUCUUUAAAAAAUUACGAAUGACCGGGGGAUAAAAUUGUACACCUGGUGGUCUCCAUCUACAAGUGGAAUCUGUUCUGGAUUUGGAAUAUAUCGACUUCUACUUUAUAGUGUCCUGCGUUCUUAGGCAACUCUCCAACAACUUGUUCCAAAGGUUCUCAAUCUGCGCAGGCAGUUUGGUCUCCAUUUGAAGAUGGCAAUCCACGUGGAAGGGCUGGUAGCAAUAAUUCUGUUCUAUCUACUCAUUCUGUUUGUUGGAAUAUGGGCUGCGUGGAAAAACAAAAACUCUGGAAUGGCAGCAGGGACAGAUCGCAGUGAAACAAUCAUGGUUGGUGGGAGAGAUAUAGGGUUAUUUGUUGGGGGAUUUACAAUGACAGCUACAUGGGUUGGCGGAGGAUAUAUCAAUGGGACUGCAGAAUAUGUAUAUUUACCUGGGUUUGGACUAGCCUGGGCUCAGGCUCCAUUCGGAUACGCGCUUAGCCUGAUAGUAGGUGGUAUGUUUUUUGCUAAACCAAUGCGCUCCAGGGGCUACGUUACCAUGCUGGACCCGUUUCAGCAAAUCUACGGUAAAAGAAUGGGAGGGCUACUCUUCAUCCCCGCUCUCAUGGGAGAGAUCUUCUGGUCAGCAGCUAUCCUAUCAGCACUAGGUGCAACUUUGAGUGUGAUAGUGGACAUGAAUAUCAACACCUCAGUCAUUGUCUCUGCUCUCAUAGCAAUCUUUUACACUCUGGUCGGAGGGUUGUAUUCUGUUGCCUAUACAGAUGUGGUUCAGCUGUUCUGCAUUUUCUUGGGGCUGUGGGUCAGUGUGCCUUUUGCAUUGUCCAAUCCAGCCGUGUCAGAUAUAGGAGUGACCGCUUAUAAAUAUAUUCAUCAAGAGCCGUGGUUGGGAUCCAUCAACUCAUCAGAUAUAUACAUGUGGCUGGACAACUUCUUUUUAUUAAUGUUGGGGGGAAUUCCCUGGCAGGUGUAUUUUCAGCGGGUUCUUUCUGCCUCUUCAGCUACCUAUGCUCAAGUACUGUCCUUCCUGGCUGCGUUCGGCUGUUUAGUGAUGGCUGUGCCAUCUGUUCUUAUUGGUGCAAUAGGUGCCUCUACAGACUGGAAUCAGACUUCGUAUGGGCCUGUGCAGCCGAAGAUGAAGGAGGAGUCGGACAUGAUUCUGCCAAUCGUACUCCAGCAUCUUUGCCCCUCAUAUAUUUCCUUUUUUGGUCUUGGGGCUGUGUCAGCUGCAGUGAUGUCAUCUGCCGAUUCAUCAAUCCUAUCUGCAAGCUCCAUGUUUGCCCGUAACAUCUACCAGCUUGCAUUUAGACAAACGGCAUCUGAUAGAGAGAUCGUGUGGGUAAUGAGGAUUACCAUUUUCGUGUUUGGAGCCGUGGCGACGGCCAUGGCCCUGUUAACUGGAACAGUGUACGGCCUGUGGUAUUUGAGCUCAGAUCUCGUCUACGUCAUCAUCUUCCCUCAGCUGUUGAGCGUGCUCUUCGUUAAGGGAACAAACACAUAUGGGUCAGUGGCGGGAUAUAUCUUUGGUUUACUGUUGAGGAUCAGUGGAGGAGAACCAUAUCUUAAACUACCCCCCUUCAUUUACUAUCCCGGCUGGACCGAACAGAUCAAAGAACAUCCUCUAACAGGAGCAGUAGAACACAUCAUUGUUCAGAAAUUCCCAUUCAAAACUAUAUCGAUGUUGUCCUCUUUUUUGGCAAACGUGGCAUUCUCCUACCUAUUUAAGUAUCUUUUUGAAAGUGGUUCACUGGCUCCUAAAUAUGACUUCUUCGAUGCUGUUUUGACAAAGCACAGCAAAGAAAACAUGGAUAAAACCACGUUGGUAAACAGUGACAAUAUCGUACUGUCUGAAUUAGCACCUGUCAAACCAAGACAUAGCAUUGCGGUUGCUGCUGGAUUCGUAAACAAGGAAGCUUUAAGUGAUGAGGAUACUAGCCCAAAUUCGUCAAACAAUGAACAUGACUGAUGCUUCUUCAGGGCUCUGUAGCCUUAAUGGAACAGCCUUAAUGAAAUAUGUAUAGUGAGAAGGGUUUCAGCCAAUUAACCAUUGUGUGUGGAUCUGGAUAUUCAGUUUUAAUUGCUGCUAUAUAAAUGAAUAGGCAAUGAAAGCAUACCAACUUAAUUAAUAAUUUGAACCACAGCCAUCCAUUAAAAAGCGCUGUAGAAUGAACUCUAGUGCAAUAUUAGACUGGAAGGUAAUAAUAGCCACCAUCAUGUUUGGAUACAUUGACUUCCAUUUAAAUAGGUAUGUGCAGUUUUCUUUUUCUUUUCUUUAAUAUUUGCUGCAGGGAAUCUGGAACAAUGGAGCAAUAAUAAUGUGUUAAUUUCUACCAACACAUUCACAAGCAAUAGCAUGAACAACAUGCACAGUAACAACAUGAACCAACCUGAACAUAAUUCACUAAGGAUUAUUCGGUGUGUUUAACAUUAAUGCCCCUGUUAUAUAAUAACUGCUAUUGUACGUAUACAAAUAUUCUACUUAGCUUUGCGGGAACCACACAUUAAACAGCCAUUUAGACCACAAAUCCUACUGAGGAGUAGAUUGAUAACAAACUACUGUACCAUUUUAUUGCACUAUUUCCCUGUUUUAUGGUGCUAUUUAAUCAAACUUCUAGAUAUACUGUUGGUCAAAAUGUUAACAGUUAAAAAAUUAACAGUCAAAACUGUUUAAGAUCUUCAUUUAAAAUGUCUAAACAGUGGCUCUAGUUUAACUGAAUGCUGCUCGCAGGGAAAGAUAAUGGCUGCUGUAUGUUUUAACUGAAUCAAUCCCUUAUGUCCACUGACUGUAAGUACCACACCAAUCUUUCCUCUAUGGAUACAAGCCCUUGCAGAGCAGUGGAAUAACCGUUUCAUUCCAGUCCAUUCUUUUUUUUUUUUUUUGUCAGUGUCCGGCUCUUUGUUUUUCUAUUACUAUGGUUGGAAUUUCACUUUGCAUAUUGUACAGUUGUGGAGUUAUAUUAAUAUUUUUUUGCUAUUUCAGGGCUAUUGAGUUGAGAAUACUUAAUAAUAAUGGCCACAGUGUAAUGGACACCUGUAAAUCACAAUCUAGUGGACAGCUUGCACAAACGUCAUUACUAUAACUUAUACAAUACAUAAGUAAAAUACAAAUGUUAUAUUUGUUCCUUGCCUAUUUUUUCAUAAACCUUUAAUGCAGAAUACAUAUUUCUACCAAUGAGAAAUCUUUUUCCAAAGAUGUCAACAUUGACACUUUCUAUGUAGCGAUAAAUUUAAAUAUUAUUAUCUAUACUAUAAACUUCAAUUUGUGCUAAAAGCAAAUGUAUCCCAAAACCCAUUAAGACAAUUCCUUUCGCUUCCCGAUGUCCUGAGAGGUGUAAGCACUCCUUGGAGCCGCGCCGGUUGGGUCACAAGCCGAGCCCCGGGACAGGAGCACAGUAU